Messenger RNA from Oreochromis aureus, 2530 nucleotides. RefSeq names its product H-2 class I histocompatibility antigen, Q9 alpha chain-like. Gene Ontology annotation, cellular component: external side of plasma membrane. NCBI's taxonomy places the organism in Eukaryota, Metazoa, Chordata, Actinopteri, Cichliformes, Cichlidae. Gene Ontology annotation, biological process: immune response. The transcript has 9 exons. The coding region runs from base 81 to 1217 and encodes 378 amino acids. The record is from RefSeq and is a predicted model, not a curated record.
UUGGAUGUGUCGUUUUUCGCUUUACAGCGUUUAUUUUUCCCAUUAGCAGUUUACCGCGGCUUCUCGAGCGACAGAAGAAAAUGAAGACAUUUCUUUGUCUGACUGUGGUAUUCCUUGGAUUAUCCAGGGCAGCAGCUGUUACACAUUCACUACAAUACUUCUACACAGCAUCAUCAGGAAUUCCAAGUUUUCCAGAGUUUGUGACUGUGGGCAUGGUGGAUGGACAGCCAUUCACAUACUAUGACAGUAACAUAAGAAAAGAGAUUCCCAAGCAGGACUGGAUGGCAAAGGCUGAAGGACCUAAGUACUGGGACAGUCAAACGCUGGCGUCCAUUGGUGAUGAGCAGACCUUCAAAGCCAGCAUCAACAUUGUGAAGCAGCGCUUCAACCAGACUGGAGGUGUUCACGUUGUCCAGAUGAUGUACGGCUGUGAAUGGGAUGAUGAGACGAACGAGGUGGAUGGAUAUGAGCACUAUGGUUAUGAUGGAGAAGACUUUGUAACAUUUCACCUCAAGACACAGACCUGGGUCGCUCCAAAACAAAAAGCUGUCAUGACCAAACACAAGUGGGACAAUGACAAAGCUUUUUCAGCCAAAGUGAAGAACUAUCACACUCAGAUUUGUCCUGCGUGGGUGAAGAAGUAUCUGAACUAUGGGAGGAGCUCUUUAAUGAGAACAGUUCUUCCCUCAGUGUCUCUCCUCCAGAAGUCUUCCUCCUCUGCCAUCAGCUGCCACGCUACAGGUUUCUAUCCUGACAGAGUCGAGAUGUUCUGGAAAAAAGACGGAGUGGAGUUUCAUGAGGGUGUGCACAAAGGAGAGAUCCUCACCAACAAUGAUGGGACCUUCCAGAUGAGUGUUGAUCUGGAUCUGAGAUCUGUUCCAGCUGAAGACUGGAGGAGGUACGACUGUGUGUUUCAGUUCUCUGGUGUGAACGAGGACAUUAUCACCACACUGGACAAAACAGUGAUCAGGACAAAUGAAGCUUCGGCAGCAGUGCCCAGUACCAUGAUCAUCGCCAUUGCCAUUGGCAUUCUUCUUGCUGCCAUUGCACUCGCAAGUAGAAAAACUGACAUGAAAACUCCACCUGAAAAUGAUCCUGAGAGAAAAAGGAGCCCUUCAGAUUCAGAUUCAGCAACUUCUUCAGAUGGUUCUUAUACAGAUAUAACCAGCACAACUCAACUGGUGACAAGUAGAGUAAUUCUGCCAAAGAGAGUGUAAUCUGGAACAAAGGAGACAGUUUGAAUGGGUGGACUAAUUUCACUUCAUGAGGAUUCUGCAUCACUGAACUCCUGAGAAAAUAUUUCUCUGUAAUGGAAGUGGACAGUUUUUAUUCCAGCCAUGACUCAACUUGUCACUGAAACAUGCACAAAACACACCAAAAAAACACAACUAAACCAAAUAUAGAAUUUUAUGUCACAGAAAAGAAGUGAUGUAAUUUUCCUGUGAGAAAAAUUAAUUCUAGCCAAGCCGACUUUAUUUAUAAAGCACUUUAAAACAGCAAGUCUAGAACAAAUUACUUAACAUUAAUAAAAAAUAAAAAUAAAUGUAUUACAUAUUUGUAUAAAUUGAUUAAAAAAUAUAGUAAUAAAAUAAAUAAAUAAAAAUAUAUAAAUACAAACAGAAAAAUACAGAAUAAGUACAAUUAGAAUACAUUUAAAAGUAAAAAUAAUUUUAGAAUGUAGGUCUUUUGCACAAUCAUUAUGCAUUGCCUUUCUUAAAGAUGGUCCUGAAAAAGAAAGGUUAUAUAUGUAAUUCUUCAGUGUUGGGUCUGAGUGUGUAUAUUACCAUUAUUUCUUUUCCAUAUCAGGUAGUUCUGCAUGUUUGAUUUGGCAGUUUUGUUUUUGAUUUGGAAUUGAAGAAGCAACCUUUUGCUUGCUAGCUCAAUAAGUUAACCACUAUACCUUUGGAGGCAUCAUUGUUCAAGGUCAGUAAGUUGUCAAUAAGUUUAAUAUUAUGAAUUAGUUAUUUGAUUUGCUUUACUAUGCUUUGAAUUAACUGCAGAUGAGUUCAUUUACACUCACAUUACAUUCACUGAUUUUUUUUUAAAUAUAAGCACCAGUAUGAGGAUUCUUGAAAUGCUGAGUUUUCAAGACUUAUCAGAGUUUUCAAAUCUGUGAUAAAUAAUUUUUCUUGUCUUUAAUAAAAGUAUGGAUAUCUUGGAAAGGUGUAUAAAUAAGUUAUUACAAAAAAGCAGCACUUAAUUAUUGCCACAUCUAUGUUUUGUCCCACUCCUGGUGUAUGUGACAGUGAUAAAGUCAUAAGUUCAGUGAUAAAUAUUAUGUAUAUAGUAAAAAGACGUGCAUAUUUUAUGUGUAUAUAUUUUUUACUGUUUGUUCCAUUAGAUGGUUAAUGCUGCCAUCAAAGUUAUAGUGUGUGUGUGUGUGUGUUUGCCCUUUGUAGUGUUUAUUGUAAAGAUUGUUUUAUAUUGUAUGAUGAUGUUUCAGAUCAGGUGUGUUUUGAUUUGAUGGACUCAGGAUAUGAAUAAUAAUUUUUGUUAUACUACUAAAUGCAAACUUUGAUUUGUACCUGUA